ACUUGCGCUUUGUGAUUGGUCCGGCGGCUUCUGGGAUCUGUCAUGUGUCCCAGGUACUGCCUUACCAUUCACAAAAAGCACCGCUUCUUGCGCAUGCGCACUUGGCACCCGGCUGUCAAGCCCAGAGCCCACACUACAGAAGCCGGGAAGACAGCACGCCGCUGGAUAGAGGAACAGGUAAGAUCAAAGAACAGCUCCGCGGAAAGCUGAGCUGACACGGCGGUGGUGGAAAUACCGGACCGACCGCUCUAUAUUCGCUCCAUAAGACGCACUAACAU
This is a messenger RNA of Staurois parvus, 278 nucleotides long. NCBI's taxonomy places the organism in Eukaryota, Metazoa, Chordata, Amphibia, Anura, Ranidae. The record is from the annotation of a GenBank genome assembly.